AUGCAGGAAGAGAUAGAAAUGAAGAGUGAGGGCGCUGUGCGAUCAUGGCCAGUAGGAAGUUGGAAUGGGGGCUAUCAGAGCGCUACAAUGCGCGAGAAGCAACAAUUAGAGCGAUAUCUCAACUUUUUCUCCUCCGUUGCCUUUUCCGCCUGUCUACUUGCUACAUGGGAAUCUGCCGGUGGUAGUUUGCUCUCAGGCUUAUACAACGGUGGCCCCGCAGCGAUUGUCUAUGGCAUCAUAUUGAGCACCAUCGGCAACCUGGCUAUCGCAUGCUCUCUGGCCGAGCUUGCUUCUCUACACCCCACUGCCGGUGCUCAAUAUCACUGGAGUUACUUCCUCGCACCUCGCGGUCGUCGAUUUAUUAGUUUUUUCCAGGGCUGGGUGACCGUCUUCUCAUGGUCUGCUCUCGUGUGCAUCGCCCCAUAUUUCAUCGGAACCCAAAUCCAGGGAAUGGUUGUGCUGGCGCAUCCUGAUUAUGAGCUUGUCAGAUGGCGCGGUACGCUGCUUAUGUGGGCAGUUGCGAUCAUUCCGAUCAUUAUCAAUAUCUUCGCGCGUCGUGUUCUGGGGGCUAUUGAAGUCGCUGCGGGAAUCAUGCACGUUGUCUUCUUGCCCGUCACCAUUGCAGUCUUCGUUAUUCUCGCUCCGCGAAACCCAGACUCGUUUGUAUGGAACACCUUUGUCGGCGGCCUGAGUGGCUGGAAGGAUUCGGGGGUUGUAUUCUCCAUCGGUCUUCUUGGUGUCAUUACUCCCCUAGCCGGCGUCGAUGGUGUCAUCCACAUGGCCGAAGAAGUCAAAAACGCCAAAGUCGUCGUCCCCCGCUCCAUGAUCUAUGGCACCCUGAUCAAUGGCACUCUUGCCUUCGCCUACCUCAUCGCAGUCCUCUACUGCAUGGGCGACUACACCGAAGCCGUCCUCAGCCCCACCGGCUACCCCAUCAUCACAAUCGCCUACCAAGCCACCGGCUCAAAAGCCGCAACCUUCGUACUGAUGGCGAUGGGCAUGCUGCCCGGCUGGAUCGCCCUCUUCAACGGUCUCGCCUCCGUAACCCGCCUGACCUGGGCAUUCGCGCGCGAUAACGGCCUCCCCUUCUCCGACUUCUUCGCGCGCGUCGACCCAACCUACAAAAUCCCCCUCCGCGCUCUCUUCCUCGUCGUCUCGUGCAUCUUCGCCCUCUCCUUUAUCCAAAUCGGCUCCACGGCUGCAUUCAAUGCAAUCCUCUCUCUCAGCACCCUGGGCCUCUACAUUUCCUACCUGAUCCCCCUCAUCCUCCUCGUGUUCAAGCGCUUCGUCGCGCCCCAGGAUAUCCCACAGGGCACCUUUACGCUAGGCAAAUGGGGUCUCCCCAUGAACUUGCUUGCCAUUCUCUUCGCUACAUAUUUUGUUAUCUUUCUGCCGUUUCCGUCGACCCUGCCGGUUACAGCGGAGAAUAUGAAUUAUGCGGGGCCCGUCCUGGGCUUUGUUAUGUUGUUUGCUUGUGGGGAUUGGAUUGUACGGGGCCGGCAUAAGUGGGAAGGGCCGACUAUGCGGCCGUAUGCGAGGGACGAGUAG
This is a messenger RNA of Aspergillus nomiae NRRL 13137, 1548 nucleotides long. RefSeq names its product amino acid permease. Bases 1 to 1548 code for a protein of 515 amino acids. Gene Ontology annotation, biological process: amino acid transport; transmembrane transport. The transcript has 5 exons. Lineage: Eukaryota; Fungi; Ascomycota; Eurotiomycetes; Eurotiales; Aspergillaceae. Gene Ontology annotation, molecular function: transmembrane transporter activity. Gene Ontology annotation, cellular component: membrane. The record is from RefSeq and is a predicted model, not a curated record.